AUGUCAAAAUCAUCAAACCCUGGCGAUAUUGACAGAAACUCCAGAGACAAUCAAUCUGAUUCCGAUAACCCGUUCAUUCGUUUCAGACACUUCGCCGAUGCGCAAAUAGGUGCAGUUCUACAAGGAUUCAUCGGUCUGCCAUCAGCAUUUUCAAAGCCACAGAGUGAUUCACAAUGGUCCGUAUUCGAUGAGGAUUUGAAAAGAAGAAUUGCGAGGCGGAGGGAAUUGAAGGAAGCCGAAGAUUCAAGAAGUGAGGAUACAGCAAUGUCGGAGGGUGAAGAAGUCCAAAUAUCUGUAAAGAAGUCACAAACUACACAUGGCGACGUAGACUUCGUUCACUUCUUACAUGACCAAUGGUUGAAUGUUUUCGGAACUGGCGAUAUUCCGCUAUAUUCGCCUUUACAAUCUCCCUUCGCCAACCCUUUCUCUGGCAACCUUAGGCAUACCAUGAGUUCUUUCGCUGCGAUGAUGUUAUACAAAGCCGAUCCGGAUGAUUACUCACUAGUGCCUUAUCUUUUCGGAUCGCCGUACUCGCCGCUGUUCUUAUCUUUUAAUCAAUCUAUCUAUGCGCAUCACCAGUUCUACGAUGCGCAAAUCAGAGGUACAAGAACGUAUGACAGACCGCGUGGGGCCACUCCCCGGGACGACUUUCCAUAUUGCGAAGCAUUUGAAGACCUACUACUUAUCAGCCAGGGAAAGACUCGCGAUACAGACGUUCCAGUCGGCUGCAAUGAAAGAACAACUACCGAAAGACCCGAAAGUAUCACUUCGACAGUGGAGAAUGGAUUGGAUUGGAUUGAGCGACUUCAAAGACUAGGCAUACUUAAUCUGCCUAGCUCAGAGUUGACCAAUAUUUCAAAGGAGUCUCCCUCAUCUGAAGAACUUGGCGCCAGCAGUCGAGGCGCAGCUUCGCUUGUCUCUCAGAAUAAAGGGUUCAAGAAUAAUGCCGAGACCGAGGAACAAAUGUAUGAGAGUUUUCUUCGAGAUGCAUCUACGACGCCUGAUCAAUUCUUCACCACGCUUGAGUCCACCCUUACAGCAGUAGAAAAAAUGAUGAAGGGUAAAAGCGUACCUUUCGAAGAAUCUCGUCGGUCAAGUUCCUCGGGCUUGCAAGAAGUCAUCAGCAUGAGUGGCAAAUCACUUUCGGAGCCCAUCGGAUCAAAACGAGAAGUGUCUUCAAGCUCAACCGUUGAGCAUUUUACCAAUGAAGAUGGAACUGUAGAAACGACGAUCCGUGUAUGGAAAAGAUUUGAUGAUGGAAGUGAAACAGAAACAACGUCUAGUCAUACAGUUGAUAAAGCAGGGACCCGACAUUCCGAUAUUGAUAGGUCUGAUUUUGACUUUGAGGGUUCUCAAUCUCAGCAGAGAGCGGAGGCUGAUGAUCAGGAAAUCAGAUCGCGAGUCAAAAAGAAUACAAAGCCUGGAUGGUUUUGGAAUUGA
Botrytis byssoidea is the source of this 1440-nucleotide messenger RNA. RefSeq lists its product as uncharacterized. Bases 1 to 1440 code for a protein of 479 amino acids. The transcript has a single exon. Lineage: Eukaryota; Fungi; Ascomycota; Leotiomycetes; Helotiales; Sclerotiniaceae. The record is from RefSeq and is a predicted model, not a curated record.